This is a messenger RNA of Staurois parvus, 313 nucleotides long. Lineage: Eukaryota; Metazoa; Chordata; Amphibia; Anura; Ranidae. The record is from the annotation of a GenBank genome assembly.
AAAACAUAUAUAAAAACAUGUAUUAUUAUUAGUUCUGGGACUUACCGUAUUUUUCGCUCCAUAAGACGCACCUGACCAUAAGACGCACCUAGGUUUUAGAGGCGAAAAACGAGAAAAAAAAAUAUUCUGAACCAAUGGACUGCAGACACAGUACAGGAUAUGACCAGAGACUGCGGACACAGUACAGGAGAUGACCAGAGACUGCGGACACAGUACAGGAGAUGACCAGAGACUGCGGACACAGUACAGGAGAUGGGCCAGAGACUGCGGACACAGUACAGGAGAUGGGCCAGAGACUGCGGACACAGUACAG